Messenger RNA from Pungitius pungitius (ninespine stickleback), 1632 nucleotides. RefSeq lists its product as uncharacterized. The record is from RefSeq and is a predicted model, not a curated record. Lineage: Eukaryota; Metazoa; Chordata; Actinopteri; Perciformes; Gasterosteidae. Bases 656 to 1435 code for a protein of 259 amino acids. The transcript is spliced from 7 exons.
AGAGGACUGGCUAAACAACUGCAAUCUGAUGCCCUCUGCUCAACACGCUGCAGCAGCACGACGUCGUAAUCUACUAAUAAGUCACCUAUUCGACCAGAUAAGCUGCCUCACUGCAGACUUAGCGUGAAUCAGCAGGGAGACGGGCCAACGCUAACCGUGAGUCAGCACUUAACGCUCCGCCCGCGACCUUCACGGAGCUCACGCAGACUUGACGCGACACUUUGGACGCGAGGGAACGGCCGAAUUCAAGGUUUUUUUGGGAGAGGUUGUUAGCCACGUGCUUGCUGCUCGUUUAGUCGACAAAAACCCGGAUGUAACCCGCGCAACAGUUUCCCUAUAAAUGAACGUUACGUGUUCAACGUCCUGGAAACGUCAACGAUUGUAAUAAGAGAAGCAGGCCCACCGGGUGGAGACGGCCAAAGAGCGAGAUGGAUGUGGAGGAUCCACAUCUGGAUUUUGAGGAAUGUAGCACCAAGUGAUCGCACACGGGUCUUCACUGGUAGUCUGUGAUAGUUUAGAGAAAUUCUGCUUUUUAACCUGCAGCAGACUAACAGUUUGGAAUAAUUCCAUGUGAUGUAUUGUGAAAUCGUCGUCUGGUUAUUGAUCCUAAUGUUAUGUUGCCUUAUCAGAGGCCUAUUUGAAGCAGGACCAUACUAUGCUGUGGCGCAUUUGUUGUUUUUGGAUGUUGCGAUUUGAAUCCCAUGUGUGUGAUGGCUUAAUAUGCACCUGUUUUUUUCAGCGAGUGGAGGGCCUGCUCGACAGGGAAAUGAACCCCUCUGAUAAUAUGGAGUGCCCCGGCCUCCCUCAUGCUUAUCCAAUCUGUUUGCCACAAGGCCAAUGGGAAGAAAGAAGAGGAGAAGAGGAUAUCCAGUUGUCACGUUCCUGUUGCACAGCAGAGGUACCCAUUGAACGGGGGAGUCUGAGCCCCAUAACCGAGUACUGGGGGUACUCUAAUGACCAGCACAACAUGGCCGACUGUGCUGGAGGCGGGACCUUCACCAGCCCCCGUAACACUCCUGUGACCCCCGGGCCUUGUCCGGUCGUGCCUGUCCCUGGCUCAGCGAUAGCUGCUGCUUUUGCAGCGAGCACCGGGGGGACGAGCUCCGACACCUGCGCUCCCAUCAGCCCUGUGUGCAGUCCCACCAGCUCAGACUGGGACGCUCCCAGUCCUGGCUGCUGUGACGGGGAUCCUGUUUGUGCUGCAGCUCACCUCCACCUGUUGGGAGAAUCCUUGUCCCUGAUUGGACACCAUCUUCAGGAGACAAAUAAAACGGUGAGCGCGUCGAGCAGCGCGUCUCUGCUCUUGGACUCUCUGCUGUGUGCCGUGGCUCCUCUCAUCGGCCUCACCGCACAGGUACCAGAGCUGAGGAGCUGCACUCGGCACACGUUGCGCUCCACACUGGAAAACAUUUCUUACCUGAUGCCCGGGUUGUGAGUGUUGAUGACCCGACGCACCCCUCACUGCACAUUCUGAUGGACGUUAUGAGUUAGUUUACAUUUGGAAGAGGCAUCUUUAAUAUUUUGUUUUCAUUAUAGAAAUUGAGAGAUAUCGCAUCAUGCAAGUUUAAUUUAAUCUUUUGGGGAACGUCCUGGUAUUUGUUGUUUAAUUAAAUAGGUGUGUAAAGGUUUAAU